AUGCAGAAAUUUGUCCCUCGACAGCGGAAGCAUAAGAAUAAAUUAAAGGGAAACCAAGAUGCGGCACAGCAGGAUACCAAUGUCACGGAGCUUGCGGCGAGUACCAAAUCGGAGAAGGAAAAGCGGCAGAAAUUGAAAGCAGAGCUACAGGCGCAGCAGCAGCCAAAGAUUUCUGGUAAAAAACAAAAAAGACUUGCUAAAUAUAUCGAAACUAAACUCAAGAAGGAUGAAAACCUCGCCCUCCUCAAGAAGCUCGCAGAAUCGAAAAUAGAUACCAGUCAAUUACAAAGUUCUCGAAAUUUAGGCAAAUCCAAGGACAAAAGGUCUCGAUCUUCAGCGCUGAAUAACAAAGAUAGCAGUGGCUCCGUUCAACGGGCGCCAUCUUAUGACAACGAGGGAGAUGCUAUAAAACCUGUCAAGUCUGCCUCCGUUAAUAAAUCUACCAGUGUCGUCAGCUGCCAUAUUAACCCUUCAAUAUCAGCUAUUGGAAGUGGUUUGAAACGGCCUCUGGAGGUUGGGGAAGAUGGAUUCCCAGUUAUCAAGAAGCGCAAACGUGCGCCGAAGCGAAAGCUUAUAUUAGAGGAACCCUCCUGGGAAGGGUUCGAGAGUGAUGAAGCUAGCAAUGCCGCGACAGAAGACUCAGGCGCUGGAUCUGGUAGUGGUAUGAGUGAUUCUGGGACAGACGGUUCCGGGAACAACAUGAAACCGGGACAUAGCGAAAGUGAAGAUGGUGAGGAAGACGAAGGAGAUGAUCAGCCACCCUCGUCUGCUGACGAUUCCGGUAAGGAGAGAGUAAUUCGACCGCGAAAUUCUGCAUUCAAAGCGUGGGCGGUACAACAAAUAAACGAUGCAGUAGGCUUUAAGCCUACUGAACAUAAUCUUCACCCCGAUCCCUUGCCAUUGCCAAAGAAGCAAGCAAGGCCACUCCCAGUCGAGGAAGAGCCUUUGCCAGCUGAAUUGCAAAUACCAAAGGGUAAUCCAAAUAGAAAGGCCUUUGCUGUCCAGGUAAAUCGGCCAGAAAAUAUACAAUCAUCACGUCUGGGUUUACCUGUCGUAGGGGAGGAGCAAAAGAUCAUGGAAGCGAUCCAUAAUAAUCCAUGUGUUGUUAUAUGGGGAGCUACUGGAAGUGGCAAAACUACGCAGCUACCGCAGUUUCUCUUCGAAGCAGGAUAUGGAAAUCCGGACAGCCCAAAUCCGGGGAUGAUCGGAAUUACUCAACCCAGACGAGUCGCGGCUGUCAGUAUGGCGAAACGAGUAGCGGAUGAGCUGGGUCAAUAUUCAGAUCAAGUAUCAUACCAGAUCCGAUUUGAAAGUACAGAAUCCAGCAAAACAGCAAUAAAAUUCAUGACUGAUGGUGUUAUGAUUCGAGAAAUUGCCCAGGACUUUUCCCUUUCCAAAUAUUCGAUUAUUAUCAUUGACGAGGCCCACGAAAGGAGUGUGAACACAGAUAUUCUCAUUGGGAUGGUCAGCAGAAUAGUUGAUCUAAGGAAGACUAUCCACGAAGAAAACUCCUCUCUAAAGCCACUGAAAUUGGUAAUUAUGUCUGCUACACUACGUAUUUCAGACUUCCUACAAAAUGAAAACCUUUUCCGACAGGGACGACCACCUUUAGUGCAGGCCGAGGGACGUCAAUACCCAGUCACCAUUCACUUUGCGCGCCGGACACACCGAGACUAUGUUGAGGAGGCUUUCCGAAAAGUAUCCAAGGGACACAAAAAAUUACCACCAGGAGCAUUUCUCGUUUUUCUGACUGGACAAGGCGAAAUCAAGGACUUAUCCAAACGUCUUAAGCAAAAGUUCAGAUCUACGCACGCUUCUGAAACCUUCCAGGGGAAGGUGAAACUGUCAGCAGCGGAAGCCCCCCUUGAAACUGAGGAUAUUGAACUUGGAACAACAACAGGCGCGGGGGGUGAUGAGGACGGUGACAGCGAUAUUGAGAUUACCGGCUUAGACAAUGAUGAAAAUGACGACGAUGACUUCGACCACGAAGAGGGUGUUGUUGACUCACGAACAAAAGUCCAUGUCCUUCCUCUUUAUUCCCAGCUUCCGACGAAAGAACAGAUGAAAGUUUUCGAGCCUCCGCCUGAGGGUUCCCGUCUCAUUGUGCUCGCCACCAACGUUGCAGAAACCAGUUUAACCAUUCCCGGUAUCAGAUACGUAUUCGAUUGCGGACGCUCCAAAGAGAAGCAGUACGACGUCUCAACUGGAGUUCAGAGCUUUCAGGUCGGAUGGAUCAGUAAAGCUAGCGCGAGUCAGCGUGCUGGACGGGCUGGAAGAACAGGCCCCGGGCACUGCUACCGGCUCUACUCCUCUGCUGUCUUUGAAGGUGAAUUUGAAGAGUAUACCGAACCGGAAAUAUUGCGAACCCCAAUUGAAGGAGUUGUCCUGCAGAUGAAAACCAUGGGACUUCAUCAUGUUAUCAAUUUCCCUUUUCCAACACCGCCAAAUAGAACUAGUCUCGCUAAUGCAGAAAAGCUGCUACGAAACCUUGGGGCCCUUUCCGUAGAUGGCCAGGUCACUGAGACAGGCCGCCAUCUCAGCCUCUACCCCCUCUCCCCACGAUUCGGUAAGAUGCUUCAGAUUGGCCAUCAGCAUGGCUGCAUACCCUACGUCGUAGCUAUGGUUUCCGCCCUCGCAGUAUCCGACCUCUUCAUACAAGAAAAUCAGCUGGAUCUCAACCCCGUCAAGAAGGAAGGGGAUGAAGAUGAUAAAAUCUACACCAACGCAGAUAGGCUCGAGGACACUGCAAGAGAAAUGAGACGGAAGGACUACGACCGAUCCCGCCGUAUCUUUAGCAAAUACGACGACAAAUCCGAUGCCCUCAAAUCUCUUGCAGCCGUCUGCGCCUACGCAUAUGCGUCUGAUGGCGAAUCCUUCUGUUCUCAAAUGUUCCUCCGUCCCAACGCAAUGAAAGAAGCCUCCCAACUGCGCCAACAGCUUUACGAAAUUGUCCGCAGCAACAACCCUGGUAUCAUGGAUCCAUUUAAGUCCCGCCUCCUCGAACCAUCCGAGAAACAACUCCGCGCCCUCAAACAAAUCACCGCCGCAGGAUUCAUCGACCACAUCGCAAUCCGCGCUGACAUGGCCCCGGUCCCUCCAGAAAUUCCCCGCAAGCCCCGAAGGGCGAUUGACGUCCCAUAUCUAACUCUCUUCUCAUCCCGUGACAAGCCCGCUAAGGGACUCGAUGAAAAGGCCGUAUAUAUUCAUCCCGCCUCCGUCCUCUCGCAUCUCUCAGUUGCUGAACUCCCACAAUAUCUCAUCUACUCACAUCUCCAACAAUCCACUCCCAAUGCCAUAUCUGAUACCCCAACGAAAGUCCGAAUGUUCCCCCUAACUGCUGUAAGCGGGCUGCAGCUCUCUGCUUUGGCACAUGGGACACCCCUGGUUGAAUAUGGGAAACCGAUUGGGAAGAUUGAGUCUGUUGCUGGUGCGCCGGAUAAACGCGAGUGUUGGGUUAUUCCCUUUUUAAAGGGGGAUCCGGGAAGCGUUGGGUGGCCGUUACCGGCGAAGAAGGUAAUACAGAAAAAGGAUAGGAAGCAUGGGUGGGUCAUUGAGAAGUUUAUUAAGUAG
Molecule: messenger RNA, 3570 nt
Organism: Paracoccidioides brasiliensis Pb18
Product: ATP-dependent RNA helicase ECM16
Exons: 2
Coding region: 1-3570 (1189 amino acids)
Biological process (GO): maturation of SSU-rRNA from tricistronic rRNA transcript (SSU-rRNA, 5.8S rRNA, LSU-rRNA)
Cellular component (GO): intracellular anatomical structure; nucleolus
Molecular function (GO): ATP binding; RNA binding; ATP hydrolysis activity
Source: RefSeq, a predicted model, not a curated record